AUGGCCCAGUCCCUCGACGCCUUACCGGCAGAGGUUCUCCUGCGCGUAUUUGCCUUCUUAGAGGUGUCGGAUCUGUUGCAAGUGAGUCGGACAUGUCAUGCGCUUCGUGACAUCGCCUGCGAUCCCUUACUACACCUUGAGCGACUCCAUCAUGCCUCCUAUACCUUGUCCAUCGCCCUGGCGCGACGACCCUCGAAGGCCUCGAUCAGUCCGCCCAAUUCCUGGAUUUGGUUGAGCAAGACCAAUGUCCUCUCUCGACAGAUAAGCAAAAGCCUCAUUCGAAUACGGCUCAGCCACAGUCUCGAACAUAGGCCGAGUGCGCGAGACCUGGUCGAACGAGCAAUUCUGCCUUCCUCAUGCUCCGGUUAUUGGUCGCCCGUGUCUCCUGCUCUGAUCCAGUCGCACCGAGCUGUCCAAAGACGGAAAUUGAUGGAUGGCCUUGGCCGCAAACUGGAACGAAGACCUAGCAUGAACAGCCUGGUGUCUCUCAACAUCCUACCAGAAGAAUGCGUUCGUCGGAGUGUGUCCCCGGCCAUCGUGGCUACGCGGCGCAAAGUCAUACGAGAGAGUCUCAAGGACAGUCUACGGGCCUGGGUGGAGUCUCGGGCAAUACAGGCACAGAAAAGAAAGGCGGACGAGGUCGAGGCUGCCGAGAAGACCACGGUAAAGACCUUGGUACGGAGGUUUGCUGCCAGGAACGUGAAACUUGCCCAAGAGACGGCAGAGAAUAUUGAUCCUGUAAGUUUGGAGAAAAGGCGGGCGCAAGCUAAAUGGGGCAGAGAGGUAGAGAUUGCGAAACAGCACGAAAAGAGACGGGCGGCAGCUACAGGCGCCUCUGCCCACCCUACUCGAGCCCAUGUUCUUGGGCUGCGGAAGUUUUGGGAGGGAGUUAUACGGGCAGCCGCCGGUUGA
Molecule: messenger RNA, 912 nt
Organism: Exophiala dermatitidis NIH/UT8656
Lineage: Eukaryota; Fungi; Ascomycota; Eurotiomycetes; Chaetothyriales; Herpotrichiellaceae
Exons: 1
Coding region: 1-912 (303 amino acids)
Molecular function (GO): protein binding
Source: RefSeq, a predicted model, not a curated record